Molecule: messenger RNA, 882 nt
Organism: Penicillium roqueforti
Lineage: Eukaryota; Fungi; Ascomycota; Eurotiomycetes; Eurotiales; Aspergillaceae
Product: polyamine acetyltransferase
Exons: 3
Coding region: 1-882 (293 amino acids)
Cellular component (GO): cytoplasm
Molecular function (GO): aralkylamine N-acetyltransferase activity
Source: RefSeq, a predicted model, not a curated record
AUGUCCGAUCAGAGCGAAUACCUCUCCGACUCCAUGUCCGGCCAGGACAACGGGCUCAGGCCGUUGUCUAAUGCGGACGACUUGUCUCUCGGAAACCCUAACAGCGAUUUGGCUCGUAUCAUGAGCCGUGCUGGCAUUCAAUUAGCCAAUGGAUUUCCAGUCGAUGACGACGAGGACGACGACGAGGACGAGCUGGAUGAGGACUAUUCUGCCGUUGAUCAGGAUGACGACGCAAACGAUUUCCCAUACUGGUUCCGCCGCCCACCCUCCCACAACCGCACAAAGCUGGAUGAGCUGCAUCCUUUUGUUCAAUUGCUCUCCAUAUCUAAUGUGGAAGAUUGUGUGAAAGUGGAGGAAGCUUUCCCCGAGCAGGAGCGUUGCUCUCCCGAUAAGUUCCGCUACCGUCUCAGCAGAUGCCCCGAGCUCAGCCUGGGCCUCUUCACUCUUCCUUUGCUCGCAGAAGGAGAAACAAAACCUCGCCCAACGCUCGUCGGACACAUCAUUGCCACUCGCACUUCAGAGCCCAUUGUGACAGAUCGGUCGAUGCAACUUCCGACCAACUGGAAAAACGAGCGUUGGUCCAUUGAGGACGGACAAGCUGUUGGUCACGAAGAAGGCGGUCGCACUAUUGCCAUUCAUUCGCUUGCUGUGGACCCAAAGCAUCAGGGCAAGCAGGUCGGAAGCACAUUGAUGAAGUCAUAUAUCCACCGUAUUAGAGAGGCCCAGAUUGCUGAUCGCAUCGCGAUCAUUGUACACGAUCACCUGAUCCCCUUCUACGAGUCAUUUGGCUUCGAGUCCCAUGGCCCUAGCAAGUGCCAGUUCGGUGGGGGUAAUUGGGUCGAUAUGAUCUUGGAGUUUGGCCCCGAGCCUCUUGAGGAGUAG